Molecule: messenger RNA, 1560 nt
Organism: Penicillium salamii
Lineage: Eukaryota; Fungi; Ascomycota; Eurotiomycetes; Eurotiales; Aspergillaceae
Source: the annotation of a GenBank genome assembly
AUGCGCCUUCUCCCAAUCCUGGUCGCGGCGACCGUUGUCCCUUUAAUCUCCGCCGUCCCCGCUGGUUCAAGCAUCACCCCACCCCUACAGCUCGACCAUCCCCAGUCCGACCCACGCCGCCCAUGGACUAAAAUCCGCGACUGGGUGAUCGGCUCAAUAUGGGACUUGGAUCGCACCUGUUCUAAAUACUCCUCUCCACCAUCCAAUAUUCAUCAAAGAUAUGGGAGUGAUCUGGUUCUGCGUUUCCUGUUGCGGCAACCGGAUGAGGCCGAGGCUUUGUCGGCUGCCUCCCAGGUGCUGUUUCUGGACACCUGGGCCAUCACGUCGGAAUUUGUGGACAUCAGACUAGCAGAAGAAAUGAUCCCCUCCCUCCUGGACCUGCUCCCUCUAACCCUCCGCAGCUCGUACACCCCCCUAAUGGAUAAUCUCGCCGAUAAGAUCUACGCGUCCUAUCCCCCCCAUCGCCAUGACAAUCUUGAUUUCGGGACCGGAGGUGCUUUUGAUGGCCAGAAGACCGCGGCAAUCGGCGAUCUGUUCUUCCAGGAGUACCAACCGCUCUCUGUCAUAUCGCAAUGGAUGCGACUGAUGGCGUCAAUGUUCUCCUCACACGUACAUCUGACUAACAUCGGUCUCUCUUACGAGGGCCGCAAUAUUCCGGCAUUGCGCCUCGGGGCUCCCCCUGUAGAACCUACCACGACACCCCGCAAGACUAUCGUCAUUGUGGGUGGAAGCCACGCACGUGAAUGGAUCAGUACUUCUACCGUGACGUACGUAGCGUACAGUCUCAUCACGCAUUACGGGUACACGCCCGAGGUGACCCGACUGUUGCAAGAAUACGACUGGGUUUUGAUCCCUACCCUGAACCCCGAUGGAUACGUCUACUCAUGGGAAUCAGACCGUCUUUGGCGCAAGAACCGCCAACCAACAGGCCUCCCUAUCUGCCCUGGGAUCGAUUUGGAUCGAAACUGGGACUACGAGUGGGAUGGUGAAUCAACUCGCUCGAACCCCUGCUCUGAGAAUUAUGCUGGUGCAGAGCCAUUUGAGGCCAUUGAAUCUCAGCGUCUGGCGCACUGGGCUAUGAAUGAGACUGCGCAUGGCCGCGCUGACAUUGUAGGCUUCUUGGACCUCCAUUCCUAUUCUCAACAGAUCUUGUACCCUUACUCAUACACCUGUUCGUCUGUGCCUCCCACACUGGAGAGCCUAGAAGAACUUGCCUUGGGGCUGGCCAAAUCGAUUCGCCAGACGUCGCACGAAUCUUACGAUGUGACAUCGGCGUGUGAAGGCAUUCUCCCCAACGGUAAGAGUGGAACGGCUGGCGUGACUGCCGGUGGCAGCUCUUUGGAUUGGUUUUACCACAAACUUCAUGCAAAAUUCUCGUACCAGAUCAAGCUCCGUGACCGUGGGAGCUAUGGCUUCCUUUUGCCCUCCGAGGAAAUUGUACCCACAGGGAAAGAAAUCUUCCAAGCCUUGUUGACCUUCGGCAAGUUCGUGUGGGGAGAGGCCGAGGACUUGAAUGUUGAGAAUCUGAAUAACGAGCAAGUCCCUCUGGCGGGCAUAUGA